Messenger RNA from Gryllus bimaculatus (two-spotted cricket), 486 nucleotides. The record is from the annotation of a GenBank genome assembly. NCBI's taxonomy places the organism in Eukaryota, Metazoa, Arthropoda, Insecta, Orthoptera, Gryllidae.
AUGGAGGGUGGUGAGAACAAAUACAGAGCUGAGAAUGCGGCGUUUGAACUGGUCCAGGAAUCUCAAAGAGAUUUCAUCGCCUUAUUCCCUGCUCUUUCACAAAGCCUAAAUAAUGAAGAACAUCCUCACGUACUCACCUGCUGCUGCCGCUGGCGCGCGCUGGCUAAGACUCACUGGCACCGCCGCGUGACGACCGCAGCGUUUGAGGUUGCAGUGACGAUAGCAGCAGAAGGAGGAGGAGGAAAAGGUAGUGGUGGAAGUUGCCGUGAAGGCUGCGACCCUGAUGUUGACGGAUGCGGCAAAGCCCGAAUAUCGGCACUGGUGCAUACUAGUACAAAUGGAAAUGUGGGAAUGACAAUGAUGAAGGCUGUGUUGUUGACGGUACAUAAAGGAAGCCAUGGCUACGGCUGCGGUGGUAAUAACGCUGGAGAUGACAGAGCAGGUUAUGGUAAAGGAGGCGAUGGUAGUGAUUGUGCUAGUUUGUAG